Molecule: messenger RNA, 756 nt
Organism: Exophiala bonariae
Lineage: Eukaryota; Fungi; Ascomycota; Eurotiomycetes; Chaetothyriales; Herpotrichiellaceae
Exons: 1
Coding region: 1-756 (251 amino acids)
Source: RefSeq, a predicted model, not a curated record
AUGCGAAGACCCUUCUCGCUGCAGGAUCCUCUAAAUCGGCGUUUCUUGGACAAUACAUUCGAAAUCUUGAAUUUUCUGGCCUCUGAACAUGAGUCCGAAAUAUCGAGGAGUCGAGUCCUAGGAGUUCCGGCGGCACUACAUUCCCUGAUUCUAAGGAUUGCCUGUGGGCCAUACUCUGGACAAGAGCUACAGGACUCAUGUUAUGAGUCCAACCUAAGGGAGAGUGUGCAGCAAUGGCAUGAGUGUUUGACUACCAUAUCUGAUGGUACAAACUCGUCGUCACCUUCGAUGACUGAUCUCUACAUUCUUGCAGCUUCGCUUUUAUAUGACUUGCAUGAUCACGACCGGAGUCUUGUAGUCAUGGACUACGCUAAAAGAGUGAACGUGCCGGAUUUCACCAAACUGCCGCUUCGGUCUGUGGAGGAACCUUCGAUAGGAACCAGAUGGCAAGUAGAGUUAGCAUUAGCAUACCUGCGGCACCCAAAUCUGCGCCAAGUUUGCGUCGUCUGUUAUCUAAGUGCAUGGCCUCUGUUCAUCUUCGGCUCUGUUGUCGACAAACCUGAGGAUAUCGACUUCAUAAGGCAGCUAUUGAGAGAUUCACAAGAGGUUACUGGUUAUGGAGAGUUGGGGAGAAUCGAGCACGAAUUGGAACAGGGCUGGCUACGUGCCGACCCCAUUUCUGCCAUGUCUUCAUCUACAUGUGGCACCGUUGAGGGCCUACAACACUCCAGUCUUCGAUAUUCUGGCCUCACUUGA